CUCGCAGAAGGCGGGCGGGUCACGGGAAAGAGAGGAACUUGAGCUCGUGUGCGCGUCCGGGUGCGGGAGCGCGGAGCUGUUCGGUGGUGAACCGGUUCAUUAAGUAGCGGGCAAGGAGCAGAGCGCGAGCCGCUGAAGGGAGGAAGGAGGGAAGGAAGCGAGCACGUGGAGAGACGCGGGACGAUCGCGGUGAAACGAUGAAGAUCAGAUGAGCGCGUGACCCGGUAAAACUGGUUCUAGUUCUGCUCGAAGGAAGCCGAAGCGAAGGGCUCUGCGCGGCGACCCCACAUCGUUCCUACCUUCAGAGCUUCGGAGCUACACUGUCAGAGAAUCAGAGCUUCAGACCUUUUAGUCUUGGCGCUUUAGACUGUCAGCGAAUCAGAGCUUCAGACUCUGACCUAGACUCUCAGAGCUUCAGACCUUUAGAGCUUUAGACUGUCAGCGAAUCAGAGCUUCAGACUCUGACCUAGACUCUCAGAGCUUCAGACCUUUAGAGCUUUAGACUGUCAGCGAAUCAGAGCUUCAGACUCUCAGACCUUUAGACUCUCCGAGAAUCAGACCUUUAGACUCUUAGAGCUUUAGACUGUCAGCAAAUCAGAGCUUCAGACUCUCAGAGCUUCAGACCUUUAGACUCUUAGAGCUUCAGACUCUCAGGUCUUUAGACUCUCCGAGAAUCAGACCUUUAGACUUAGAGCUUUAGACUGUCUCAGACCUUAUUAGACUUUCACUGAAUCAGAGCUUUAGACUCUCAGAGCUUCAGUCUCUUAGAACUUUUGUAUAAACAGCCUCCAGGAGAUCUUGCAGAGAACAUGAAGGUUCACAAAGGGAUCUUCUAGGUGUUGCACGAGUUACACCUGUUGCAGCGAUGGGGAGCUGCAGGAAUGGAACCCACAAAGAGACCUUCAUCCUUGCAGUGGACGUGGGGACAACGUCCAUGAGGUGUCACAUCUAUGAUAAGGAGGCCUCUGUUCGGGGCUCCUGCAGCACCAAGGUCAAUGUGCUGCACCCACAGCCAGGUUGGGUGGAGAUGGACCCUGAGGAGAUAUGGAGAGGAUUCGUGGCAGUGGUCAAAGGUGCUCUACAGGACUCUGGGCUCCAUGCGAAGCAGAUGGCGGCGCUGGGCAUCUCCACCCAGAGAGGAACGUUCACGACAUGGGACAGGAGGACAGGUGUCCCUUUCCACAACUUCAUUGGCUGGCAGGACCUGCGUGCCGCACAGCUUGUCCAGCGCUGGAACCGCUCCUGCACCAUGAAGCUCGUCCACGGCGUCAUGAAGCUGCUGCACUUGUUGACCAGACAGAAGCGCUUCCUGGCCGCCAGCCUCGUGGUCUUCUCCACCCAGCAUGUGACCUUCCGCCUGCUUUGGGCCCUGCGCCACCACGCCCAGGUGCGCCAUGCUGUACUCGAUGACAACUGCUGCUUUGGCACCAUCGAUACCUGGCUGGUCUUCAGACUCACCAAUGGCACCGUUCAUGCCACCGACUGCUCCAACGCCAGCUCCACAGGUGUUUUUGACACCUAUCAAAUGUGCUGGAGCGGCUUCCUGUGUGCCCUGGUGUCCCUGCCCCUGUCCAUCUUCCCCUCGGUCCAGGACACGGGCCACCACUUCGGCUUGACCGCUCCCGCCAUCUUCGGAGCACCCAUACCCAUCACAUGUGUUAUGGCAGACCAGCAGGCGGCCAUGUUUGGCGAGUGUUGCUUUGAUACUGGAGACCUGAAGAUCACGAUGGGCACGGGCACCUUCAUGGACAUCAACACGGGCUCCAAACCGCACACGUCUGUGGCAGGCCUAUACCCCCUGGUGGGCUGGAAGAUGGGACCCGAGCUGGUGUACCUGGCCGAGGGCAACGCGGCCGACACGGGGACGGCCAUCAAGUGGGCACAGGAGCUGGAGCUCUUCUCGGACGUGCGGGACACGGAGGCGAUGGCGAGCAGCGUGGACAACUCCGACGGGGUCUGCUUUGUCCCCUCGUUCAGCGGCUUGCAGGCUCCUCUCAAUGACCCCAGAGCAUGUGCUGCUUUUAUGGGCUUGAAACCUUCAACCAACAAGUGCCACCUGGUGCGUUCCAUCUUGGAGUCGGUAGCAUUCAGGAACAAGCAGCUGUAUGACAUCAUGCUGCGCGAAACACGUAUCCCCAUCACCAAGAUCAGGGCGGAUGGAGGUGUUUGCACCAAUAACUUCAUCAUGCAGAUGACAGCCGACCUGCUGGGGAAGAAGGUGGAGCGUCCAAGCCAUUUCGACAUGUCCAGCCUGGGAGCGGCGUUCAUGGCUGGCCUGGCAGUGGGCUUCUGGAAGAGUCCAGAGGAGCUGAAGAAGCUUCGCUGCACGGACACGGUGUUCAUACCGCAGGCCGAGCUGGGUACCUACCGACCUCUCCUCCGUGGCUGGGAGCAGGCGCUGCGGCGCUCCAUGUGCUGGUACGACCAGAGUUGACGGCUGAUGGAGUCGCGCUCGCAUAACACCUAAAGUAGGUGAUUGGAGCGCUUCUUGCGGACUGCGUCUGGUGUCCACUACUUGUUUCGCAGGGUCAUUCCGCUCACCUGAAGCGAAUUGGCAGAACCGCCGUGAUGGAGGUUUGGGUAGAUCGCUGAUCAAAAUGUUUUCAAUUGCUUUGUUGACUGUGAUUCACUGAUUGUUUACCGUGCUCUGGUUGGGACUGCUGCCCUCAGUGCAUUGCUUCUGAGUCAACGACCGUCUGUCUCGCCACGACCGAAGAAGCCAUAAAGAACCAAAGACAAACAUGAGGAUGAAUGUCCUCGGCCUGCGGGUCGGGGGCCUUUGAGCCGCUUCUCCGUCCAGCUUACCUGCUGCUUUCCAGGUGCUACAAAAAGAGCCCUGGUGCAUUGUGAGUAGGACCUGGUGCAUUGUGGGUAGGACCCAGUGCCUCGUAGGGGAGCAAGUCUGAUCCGAGCUGGACUCCUGCAGCUGAACCCUUGAUCAGGCCCCGUCUGUGAAAUGAGAGAUUGAGGUUCUGGCUGUGAAAUCUCGACCGUAGUCCUCUCAGUUUUAAAAAAAAAAAAAAAAAAGUUACAUGUG
Molecule: messenger RNA, 3037 nt
Organism: Scleropages formosus (Asian bonytongue)
Lineage: Eukaryota; Metazoa; Chordata; Actinopteri; Osteoglossiformes; Osteoglossidae
Gene: gk5
Product: glycerol kinase 5
Exons: 16
Coding region: 866-2434 (522 amino acids)
Biological process (GO): glycerol metabolic process; phosphorylation; triglyceride metabolic process
Cellular component (GO): mitochondrion
Molecular function (GO): phosphotransferase activity, alcohol group as acceptor; kinase activity
Source: RefSeq, a predicted model, not a curated record